This is a messenger RNA of Patella vulgata (common limpet), 1154 nucleotides long. RefSeq lists its product as uncharacterized. The coding region runs from base 7 to 765 and encodes 252 amino acids. NCBI's taxonomy places the organism in Eukaryota, Metazoa, Mollusca, Gastropoda, Patellidae. The transcript has a single exon. The record is from RefSeq and is a predicted model, not a curated record.
AAGUGGAUGGAAAGCAUCAAAAGAAUUGAAAAUCCGCUAAUAGCGUUCACAGAUUCACAAGAAAUUGUUGAAAAGGUGAAAGAACUCCGACAAGGUUUUUGUGAAAAUGAAACACAGAUCUAUCUUGUGUCCAGGAAUGAUUUAUGGGCCUUUAGAAUAGGCCCAAAAAUUAAAGACGUUAUGUCGCAAGAAAAUUAUCCAAAAUAUUAUCCAAAUACAGUCAAUGAGAAUUACAGUUCAUGUAUGCAUGUUAAAUUUGAACUAAUCGCCAAAGUUAUUGAGGAGAAUUUAGCUGAUACCAAAUUCAUAAGUUGGAUGGAUAUUGGAUUAUAUCGUUUUGUGGCAUGGGAGAAGAAUAAAUUUAAGUUAACUUUACCUCCUGAUUUUGAUUCAACAAAGAUUGCCUAUAAUGAAAUCAAAGCCCAUUAUUCUUCGUCUACUAUUGAGGAUAUUAUAACAGAUAAUUUAGUGUGGGUUGGAGGGGGACUGUUUGUUGGUAAAACGGAUCUUAUGUACGUCCAUUGUAUAGAUUAUAUGAAGAGCGUCACAAAAAUGUUAGAGUUAAAAUGGAUUAGUACAGAUCAACAAGUUCUCUAUAGUAUGUAUUUACCAAACUUUCCUCUCAGACCUCGUGUGGAGAUUCAGGUUUAUACGACCCACUCAAUGGAUGACUGGUAUCACCUGGCAAACGUCCUCAAAGGUACCCACGGGAUCAAAACAAGACAAGUCAAAACACUGUCUUUUUAUUUUUUACAGUAUUUAUAGAAAUAUAGACAUCCAAAGUCUUUGUGUGGCAACAGGUGGAACAUAACCCAUUAGCAUUUAAUACAACAGCAGCUAGUGCUCCUUACCAACUAAGAGGCCAAAACCGUCGAAGUCAUAUGAAUUGCCAUUCAAAUAGGACUACUCACGUAUUUGGACGAAAAAUUUGAUUAACGAUUACAAUAAAAGUUUAAAAAAAAGAAUAGAGAGAUGAAUAGAGAACAAGGUAAAAACAAACGCGAUUUUUUGUACAAUCAGGGGCAAUAAUUCUCAGAAAGUUAUGGCCUGAAAUGUUCAAAUAUCAAAAGGGACUGAGAUCUUUGGGAUAUAAAGAUAUCGGAUAAUAAUUGUGACCUCUAGAGGGACCACGGGCUAAAAACGCGAUUUUUCGU